Messenger RNA from Spinacia oleracea (spinach), 2329 nucleotides. RefSeq names its product presenilin-like protein At2g29900. The transcript has a single exon. Gene Ontology annotation, biological process: membrane protein ectodomain proteolysis; protein processing. The record is from RefSeq and is a predicted model, not a curated record. Gene Ontology annotation, cellular component: gamma-secretase complex; membrane. Bases 209 to 1480 code for a protein of 423 amino acids. Gene Ontology annotation, molecular function: aspartic endopeptidase activity, intramembrane cleaving. NCBI's taxonomy places the organism in Eukaryota, Viridiplantae, Streptophyta, Magnoliopsida, Caryophyllales, Amaranthaceae.
AAUUGGGAAGAAGAUGCUCCAAACUUGAAAAUUGAACAAAAUUAUGAAAGAUCCACUCUUUCACCCAAAAAAGGCCAAACCCAUCGUACCUCAUCUUUGGGUGGUCAAUUUUAACCCAGAAUAGGAAAUAAUAUAAAGAAAAACCCCCCAAAUCAAAUCCAAAUUUGGAUCAUCAAAACCCUAAAAAUCGAAUCAAAUUCGAACUCAAAUGGACAGAAACGAAAGACCCACAAGCGUAAUCGACACAUUAGGUGAAGAACUAGUCAGGAUCAUAACCCCGGUUUCAAUUUGCAUGUUCUUGGUGGUAAUUUUGGUGUCAACCCUAAAUUCCGAUUCAUCAUCUUCAUCUUCCGAUUCAAUCACCACGAUAGCUAAUUUAGCUUAUGACGAGAGCAGCUCAGAUUCAUUUUGGGACAAAUUUGAAGGUGCCCUUUUGAAUUCUCUAGUUUUUGUGGUAAUUGUGACUGUUAUUACCUUCAUUUUGGUGUUCUUAUUCUAUAUUAGGUGCACUGGUUUCUUGAAAUAUUAUAUGGGGUUUUCAGCUUUUAUGGUAUUGGGGUUUAUGGGUGCUCAGAUUGCUAUAAUGUUGAUUGCAAAGUUGAGUUUGCCUAUUGAUAUCAUCACAUUUGCUGUGGUUUUGUUCAAUUUUGCAAUUGUGGGUGUUUUGGCUGUGUUUUUGUCGAAAACUGGAAUCUUUGUAACUCAAGCUUAUUUGGUUGUGAUUGGGGUGUUGGUUGCGUAUUGGUUUACUAUGUUACCUGAGUGGACUACUUGGGUGCUUUUGGUUGCAAUGUCACUUUAUGAUUUAGCUGCUGUGUUGCUGCCCGUUGGUCCGCUUCGCCUGUUGGUGGAGCUUGCAAUAUCUAGGGACGAAGAUAUACCUGCGUUAGUUUAUGAAGCUCGCCCUGUUAGCAUUGAUGAGUCGGAUGGUGUUAGUCAGAGGAGGCUUUGGAGGGAGAGAAGGGGUAAUGGAGAUCAACAAGAGAAUAUGAAUAAUGGGAUGAAUUUGGAGACGAGUACAGAUCACCGAACACUAUCAUCUGUUGGAAGCGGCCUUGGUGAGAGAGAUAUGGUAAGAACUGAAGAAGGACGGGUGCCAAAUAAUGAUCAGGGUACUUCCGUGCCAUUGCUUGAGCAUAGAAUGAGGGUUGAACUUGAACAGCAUGUUUCAGAUGAUGGUAUGGCUUUUGAAGGAAUUGGUUUGGGAUCUUCUGGUGCUAUUAAGUUAGGACUUGGGGAUUUUAUCUUUUACAGUGUAUUGGUUGGUAGGGCAGCAAUGUAUGAUUAUAUGACGGUGUAUGCAUGCUAUUUGGCAAUAAUAGCUGGUCUUGGAAUUACCCUGCUGCUUCUGGCUGUUUAUCAGAAAGCUUUGCCUGCUUUACCCGUGUCUGUCAUGCUCGGGGUGUUGUUUUAUGUCUUGACUCGGUUUUUACUUGAAGAAUUUGUGGUGCAGUGCUCCAUAAAUUUUGUUAUGUUCUAGCGCUGUAUAUUACUUGUAAUUAGCGUCAUCUUUGAAGCAGUGACUCUUGUUCAACAUUUGGGUGCCAACAGCUUGGUCACAAUUUUUGUUCUUCUUUCACUGUGAAUAUAUGGAUAGACACUUGUACUUGAAGAUAGAUUCCCCCUUCUUUUGGAUCUUGUUGUGAAAGGUCUUCUCAAUAGUAAAUUGUCGGUAUUGUCUGUAACUGAAUAAGUAUAGAUUUUGAGUUAGUUGAAUGAGGCAAUAGUGCUUAAAUGGCUACAGUUCUGUGGAGGUACUGUGAAAGUCUAUAUGAAGAUGGAAGCACUCUCUAAGGUAGUCCUAGGUGCUCACCAACUUCUGUUUCACUGGAAAGCUGAAAAGAAGCCAAUCCCAUCCUUUGCCACAUACUUGGAACUGGGAAAUGGGAUGUUCGGAAUUAAGAAUAUGCUCGAGGGUGAAAGUCUAUGGCAACAUACAUAUAAAUUGAAGUAUUUGAUGCUUGAAUCACCUGUGCGACUAACAAGAUUUUCCUGGUUUACCCUUUUAAUCAUAUAGAAGUGGCAUAUUUGGCUUCUCUUGAAUGGAAUGGCCGAAUGACAUUAGCCAUCUAAGAUAUUGAGAUGGAAUUGUUUGUAAAUUGUGUUAGUUCUGCUGAAGUAGCGGGAAUAUUGCUAGCCAGUAUUACUGUAUUAGAAGAACGGUGCUGCUCACAGGCAAGAGAAUGUAACAGAGUUAUAAGUCUUUUUUCUUUCAAGAUUGGUGCAAUAACUUCCAUGGAGAUAAUGUGGUAAGAAACUAAGAAUGAUAUUGAUAAAUUCCUUUCAGAUGCACUGUAUGUGUUAAUUUAGUUCUGCUUGUUCAGUUGUU